AUGGAUUUGCAGUUUGUGCUGGAGGAGUUUUCAUGUGCUGCUUAUGUUGUGGAAUACGUAAACAAGACCAACAGAGGCAUAAGUAGUUUACAUCGUGACCUCAUAAAGCUCCAGGAAGAGCAUCCAGACCAGGACUACAAUGGAUUGUUGAAGAAGGUCAGCAUAAAAAUGUUAAAUUCCGUGGAAAUGUCUGCCCAGGAGGCUGCUUGGUAUUUGCUUCGGCAACCGAUGUCAGAAGCCAGCCGCAAGGUUGAGUUUAUUGCGACAAUGUGGCCACAAGAGCGAAUAAAAUCCAAGAAGCGGAACAAACAGAUGGACGAAGAGGAUCUCGACGACAAUUCCACCGAUGUGUGGACGCUAAACAUCAUCCAACGGUAUGAACUGCGCCGAGGAAUGGAUGAUAUCUGCUUGGCGGAUUUCGCAGCAUAUUAUUCGGAAGAAAGAUCCACGAAGCAUUCAUAUAGACUCCGUUUAGUUCCCCGUGUAUUGCGUUGGUGCUCAUACAGUAUGGCGGAAAUGGUCGACUAUAAGCGUGAGAUGGUUCUCCUCUUCCUACCGUUCAGGAAUGAAGUCUGCGAUGUACUUGAUCGGAACAAGUUCCUGAAGUUGUAUGAAGACAACGAGGCCGCCAUUUUGGCAAAGCACAAGGAGUAUGACUGCGAAAUGAACUUGGAUCAGGUUGUGGAGGAAUACAUCCGCAUAUGCAGCGAAGACGACGAGCAGCAGGUGAUUGCCGACCAGAAGCGCGAUGAGUUCGUCCGCACGAUCGUCAUGGAGCCGAAUGAUGACGAUAUUCACAACUUGCCAACAGGACCCUUGGCAGCUGUCGUCAAACAGCGAUCAAAUGUCUUGUCAAAGCAAGAAUAUUGUGAAAUGGUGCGUGCCACGAAUGCAGAGCAGCGGGAUUUGAUUGUGCAAGUAAUCCACAGCUUGCAUUCCUCUGAAGAAAACUGCAAACCAGUGCAAAUAUUCUUCACUGGCCCGGCGGGCUGUGGCAAAACGUUCACUUUGCGCAUUCUAAUGGAGACAGUGAACCGGUACAGCCAAGCUCAUAAUAAGCAGCACAACGCUUAUGUAGCAUGCGCAUCCACUGGAAAAGCAGCGGUUGCAAUAGGUGAAACAACAGUGCAUUCCGCAUUCCGGAUUUGCAUGUCGCGUAGGCAAAGCUCAAAGCUGAGUUUCGAGGCAUUACAACUGUACCGGAACGCCUUCGCCAACGUGAAGCUCAUCAUUAUCGACGAAACAAGCAUGCUGGGUGCUGAUGUCCUCAACACAGUACAUGUCCGGCUUCAAGAAAUCACGGGGAACUACGACGAUCCAUUCGGUGGAAUGCCGAUCGUAUUUUGCGGCGAUCUUCGUCAAUUGCCACCGGUCAAUGCGCGGGCGGUGUUUAAACCGAGCAUAAACUCCAUGCAUGGCGCCGUUUUAUGGCAAUCUCUCGACUUCUACCCAUUGGUUCAAGUUAUGCGACAAACCAACGAGCAGUUCUCCGGCAUUCUCACAAAAUUGGCAACGGUGAGCGGAUGUCGUCUGAGGAAAUCGAGCUUAUUGAAAGCAGGUUCCGUACGGAGGAGUGGUGUCGGCAGCAUGUCCCUCGAGGAUCCGGUUAUUCCAUCGGAACGCUGA
This is a messenger RNA of Armigeres subalbatus, 1626 nucleotides long. RefSeq lists its product as uncharacterized. Bases 1 to 1626 code for a protein of 541 amino acids. NCBI's taxonomy places the organism in Eukaryota, Metazoa, Arthropoda, Insecta, Diptera, Culicidae. The record is from RefSeq and is a predicted model, not a curated record. Gene Ontology annotation, biological process: DNA repair; telomere maintenance. Gene Ontology annotation, molecular function: DNA helicase activity. The transcript is spliced from 2 exons.